Sceloporus undulatus (fence lizard) is the source of this 3039-nucleotide messenger RNA. Its product is annotated as neuronal pentraxin-1-like. Bases 509 to 2086 code for a protein of 525 amino acids. The record is from RefSeq and is a predicted model, not a curated record. NCBI's taxonomy places the organism in Eukaryota, Metazoa, Chordata, Lepidosauria, Squamata, Phrynosomatidae. The transcript is spliced from 5 exons.
ACAAAUCCCACCUACCCACAGUACCAGGACACUUGCUGGCGGCUUGGUUCUACUGGGUAACAAGGCACAGAAACCAGGAGAAAGGAGAAAAUUGCUCAACUUGCUGAGGGAACUCUGACUUUGGAGGCAUCUAAGGGCAACUUCUCAUUCAUGAUUGCUGGCUUGCUGGACCCAACUUCAGUAGCAGUGUUAUACUUUCUAAUUCGACUGGAUCAUCUUCCCCUUAUCUACCAAAGACAUUUGGAUCUACUUCCUAAAAGAGGCCUUCAAACUGUCUUUUUGUGGCACUGAACAGGCAUCUGGGAUUUCUUUUUUGAAUUUGUGGGUUAGUCUUCUACGACAGGACCUGGAUGAUGGAUGUUACAUUUAAAUCUGUUGUGUGACAUGGUCCUUAGACUGUAGAGUAGUAGCCUCUAGCUGGACUUGUCUCUAUUCUCCUUCCUUGGCUAUCAAACCCAUCCUGAACUGUAAUCUCCAUCCCUAUCCCUUUCCCAUCUUCCAUAUUAUUAUGGAAAUGGGCUUGCACUGGGCAUUGCUCUGCCUCGUUUUCCCCCCUCUGGUAUCAGCCUCUGACUAUGCCUUGCCAAAGUUUAUCUGCAGUCCUAUGCCACUGGACAUGGAUAAUGGCUGCCAGUCAGCAAGCCAGCAGCAGCGCCAUGGGGCAGGAGCCAACAGUGGGGGCACAGGGCAUUGGGUAGGAACUCUUGAAGAAGCCAAGGAAACAAUCCUGCACCUGCGGGAGACAGUGGUGCACCAGAAGGAGAUGAUCCUCGACCAAAGAGAAACAGUGCGGGAACUGACAGCCAAGCUGACCCGCUGCGAAGCCCAUUCUCGAAGACAUGGUGUGGAGCACCAUAGUGGUCAUCAUGAAGAGAAUCACAGUCAUGGACAUGGGCAUGGGCAUGGGCAUCCUGAAGGAGGCCAUCGAAGCCAUCAUGAGAGUGGGCAUCGGGUCCACCAUGGAGAUGGUCACCGGGCACUUCAUGAGGUUGAACUUCCAGGCCACCAUGAAGAUGGUCAUAGGGGACACCAUGAAGCAGGCCACCAAGAACCCCAUGAAAGCAUCCAUGCUAGGGAAAAUGAAUACCAUCAUUUUGGACAACAUGAGCACCAUGAACUACAAGUGGGACACAACACCCACGAUGCCUUUCGUAAGGGAGCUGCAGCUGCCAACACCAUGGAGGAUCCACCUAAGGAGACAUCUGCAGGAGUGAACCAGAUGGAGCGGAUGCUGGAAUCACUCAAGGAGAGACUGGAGCAUCUACAGCACAACCGGAACAGCUCUCUCUUCUCCACAUCCCUGCGCGAUGCACUUCAGAAGAAAAUUAGCAUCUUGGAGCAUCAAAUCCAUGAGAAGUUAAACACAUCGGACCACCACACAAAUGGUGUGCCAAUAGCAGCAGGGCUGAGGCACAAACACAUUUCUCAUGGACACAGUGUUGAGAAAGGGUACAAGGUGGAGAAGCAUUCUGAGGAUUUCCGUGUGGGAUUUCCCCUCCGCACCAACUAUAUGUAUGUCAAAGUCAAGCCUACUCUCCAUCAUGAGAUCUUUGCCUUCUCCAUCUGCCUAUGGCUCAAAUCAAGUUCGGCACCAGGGAUGGGUACCCCAUUCUCAUACUCAGUGCCAGGCCAAGCCAACGAAGUGGUGCUCAUUGAGUGGGGAAAUAACCCUAUGGAACUACUAAUCAAUGACAAGGCUGCCACAUUGCCACUGACCAUUAACGAUGCCAAGUGGCACCAUAUCUGUGUGACAUGGUCAACCCGGGAUGGCAUUUGGGAAUCUUACCAGGAUGGCGUCCGAAGAGGGAGUGGGGAGAAUCUGGCUCCCUGGCAUCCCAUAAAACCUGGGGGUGUUUUUGUACUGGGCCAGGAGCAGGACACUCUUGGUGGCCGCUUUGAUGCCACUCAAGCCUUCAUUGGAGAAAUCUCAGAUUUCAACAUGUGGGGCCAUAUUUUGACACCAGGAGAAGUUUACAAGAUGGCAACCUGUACUAGCUUUGCUGGUGGCGACCUCAUCAACUGGGCUGAAGCCUCCAUGGAGCUUCACGGAGGAGUGGUCAAGCUACCAUUUAAUGCCUGCCACUGAGAGGUCACAAAGAACAAAUAGACUUGGGGGCUUUCUGGGAGGACAAUGGAAUUUAGCAGUUAAAGGCAGGGGCUAGGGUUGGGAACAAGGACCCCAGGAUUUCUUGAAGGGAAAAAAGUACCAAUUUUUACAAAGUGGGAGGGGGAAGAAAGAUUCCUGGAAUCCUUGCGUGGAAACAAAUGGAGAAUCUUUCUAUUUGAGGUGGGGAUUCUCCCCAGUCCCCUGGGUUGAGAAUGAGAAGUCUGUAGAGAAUUUAAUAUACGAAUGUCUUAGGGUCUUGGAGCCAGCAUCUCUGGAUUUGUAGCAAGGGUGCCUGAUCAUUUUACCUAAAAGAAAAGCUUUGAAAAAAGCAGGAAAUAAAUAAGGACAUAUUUACAGCAUCUAUUCUAUGGAAGAGUUUUAUGGCAUAGAGGGUUUUCUAAAAGAAGUAAUAUCUCCAAAUGUUAUAUGGCAAUAUCAUAUUUUGGAAUUUAGCAUAUUGAAGUAAAUGAAAACUAUAUUCCAGUAGAGGUGGCUAUGCCACAGGAAACUGUGGGUCUGUUUAUAGGUCUUUCAUAAGGUUGCAAUUGGGCUGUACUGCUUCAUUGAGAAGGUGGUUUAAAGAGUGGGAAUAUCCAACCUUUGACAAACCUAAAUAUGCACCCAUCUGCCGCCUAGAAAAGCUGAAGGCUUAGUUUUGAGUAGCAGCUUCCUUCUGUUGCCUUUGUAGGAAAUGUGACCACAGAAGCAUGUUUUGCUCUGCUCUUUAUUUAUAUAUAUAUAUGUAUGUAUUUAUAUAAAUAAUAUGCAUGCACACACAUAUAUAAAAUAUGUGCCUCUAUAUUUGAUGCUUUUCUCUAGGUAGAUUCACACAACCAUUUUCAUACUCUCCCCAUCCAUCCCACUAGUUCCAGUUGAAUCCAAUGUUGAAUUUGCACUGGGAUUGUGUGGAAACCAGAGAGAGCUCCAGAACG